CUGCGCAUAGUGAUCGGAGUAUAACAUCACAGUACCACGAGAGAGCAAAGCUUUCCAAUCGCUCUCGCGAUACCUGAUGUCAUAGGCCGGUCAGGUUUUCGCAGCGCCGCUGAAGUCGACACACGACCCCGAAUGAAAGCGACCAAUAACAGUGUGGAAUCUAAUUACUAGUACCGCCCCCCGCAGCAUCAGCAUCCAAACCCCCGCUGACGUCACGCAAUCCGCUGUGUGCGGUAAACAGCGGCGGUGAGCGGCUGCGGAAGGAUGCCGACCCAACCGCGGGUCUGAGGCGACAUGCCCGCUGUCCUCUAUAAACCUUCGGCUACCAUCAUCAUCACCCCCACCUACACCCUGCGGCACCGAUGAAGCCUCCCCUGUCGAACCGAAACCGGGCCGAAGGGCGGACAGAGGAGAGAGAGGAUGUACUGGCGCAUCGGGUUCGCUUGGACCCGCUCGUGCGUGCUUGAGCUGGGCCGGAAUAAGAGCUUCUCUCUGAGCUUAUGCGGGUCCGAGGAGCAUCUGUCGUUGUAUGGGUACAUCAUCGCUUAUCCGCUGCAGGAGUACGGAGGGAUCAUGUCUGCGUUUGUGUCCGACACCUGGUGGAGGAAGACGCUCUACAUCACCGGGGGCGCGCUGCUCGCCGCCGCUGCAUAUUUACUACACGAGCUACUAGUCAUCAGAAAGGAACAGGAGUUGGACUCUACAGAUGCCAUAAUUCUACAUCAGUUUGCCCGACCCAACACCGGAGUCCCUAGCCUGUCCCCCUUCUGCCUCAAGAUAGAAACAUAUCUUCGGAUGGCAGACCUGCCCUACCAGAACUAUUUCGAUGGGAAGUUGUCUCCUCAAGGGAAAAUGCCAUGGAUCGCUUAUAAUCAGGAGCAGGCGUGUGGAACAGAUUUCAUCAUUGACUUCCUGGAGGAGAAGCUCGGCGUGAAUCUCAACUCCAGCCUGAGUCCUCAAGAGAAAGCCAUCUCGCGUGCCAUAACCAAAAUGGUGGAGGAGCACUUUUACUGGACGAUCGCGUACUGUCAGUGGGUUGACAAUGUGGAGGAGACGCAGAAGAUGUUGGCGACGAACGGGCCACUGAGUGACCUGCUGAAGUGGAUCUUGAGUCAGGUGACCGGUGGGAUCGUAAAACAGGAGAUGUACGGCCACGGGAUCGGACGCUUCUCUAAAGAGGAGGUUUACACCCAGAUGGAGAAAGACAUGCGCACACUUGCCACACUACUUGGCAAUAAAAAGUAUCUAAUGGGCCCUGAGAUUUCAACUGUAGACGCUGCUGUGUUUGGUCAUCUCGCUCAGGCCAUGUGGACUCUUCCUGGAACACGCCCAGAACAGCUUAUCAAAGGUGAGUUCAUCAACCUGGCCAUGUACUGCGAACGAAUCCGCCGGAAAUUCUGGCCAGAAUGGUUCGUGGACGUCGACGACCUUUAUUAUGACGGACUGAGCGAAGAACCGGCUUCUCCUUCCCAGCUUCCGGAUUUGGGUCUCUACUCACACAGCGACAGCUUCCAGGAGCAGGAAAGCCCUCCCUCACACCGCGCAACACAGACUCCAGACAGCGACAACACUGGACGCUCUCUUUUUGAUUCAGACAUGGACACCGACGUGUCGGAAAUGGAGCAGCUGAAGGGUUAACCACACCCCUUUACGAUAAUGGCCACGCCCCUUUCGUUCUCCCACGAACCCAUUAACAGUGCAAUGGGUUGUCAAAUGAAGACGUCACUGUGGUGAAAUAGCAGCGGUUUCUCCAGACUCUGACCAAUAAAGCGGACAGUGAAGGUAUUAUGAAAAAUUAGGGGAAAGAGGGAAAGAAAUGUUAUUAAAUAGACCCGGGAACAUCCAAUCCGUAAGGAUGCACAAAAUAAAAAAUAAAUCAUCAAACAGAAAACAAUCAAGAAAUGAAAAGGAGUGAAUGACGUUUCUACUGAAUCACUCCUGCCGCAGUGUGACAUCAUCAUUGUGCUCAAUGACAUCACCACAUGUGACCACUAUGUGUCCGUUCGUUCUGACAUAUGAUUAUUAUAAUACGGGUAGUCAGUGCAAAAGAAGGAUUUUAGGUAAUGAUUGAUAAAAUGUAGUUAGAUAUUGUGUGGUUCCUAAAAACACUUUUUGCCUUUACUGAUCUGGACUGCAUAUCUAUGUGUAAAGUUUUAUUCAGUCAGAUUUCCAAAGAGAAAAGACGCUGAGGGGGAGAAGUGAUAUGAUUUUAACGAGUAAAGACUAGCAGCGAAGGGACAUUUAUUAAAUCUAUGUUGACAUAAUUCGAGAUCUGAUUCUGGAAAACAUUAUGUACUGUAGUCAGCAUGCUCAGCUCUGUUCAUUGUCUUAAGUUCAACUAAAAAUUCAACCAUUGUCUGUUAUUCAUCCUCGUGUCAUUCCUAAACUGACUUUCUUCUUCCGUUGAACAGAAAGUGAAAUAUUGUGAUGAAAGCAGUAAGCAGGAGGUGUCAAAAUGACUAAUUGAGUUGAAGUUAUCAGUACAAUGUGUGUUAUGUUCUUAUAAGCCUUUUGAAACCAUAUGAUGUGUGCAUGUGAGGGAAAAGACAAAACAUAAAAUAUUCAUUAUUAAUCUCUUCAUUCUCAAAUUUCAUUUCAGCAAGCCCAUACUCAAACUCAUCACCUCAUGCCAGGUUUGAUAUCAGUGAUGUCAUUAUGUCUCACGUGGUGAACUAUUCAUUAAGAGGAGAGGACAAAUAUCAGCAUUAUUUUUUACCAAUGUAAAACAGAAGAUUUUAAGUUAUUUUUGCCUGCUUAAUGCAGCCUGACCCGUUACAGAAUCUUAAUCAUACAUGACUUUUGUAUGUGUGUACAGCUGUUAUGUGUGUUGAAUGUGUAGGUCAAAACAUAGCUUGUGUUUGUCGAACAGCAGACACUUGGUUUCUGACAGAUCUUUGUCAUUGUGUUAUGCAAAAGCGCCCCCUUGUGUACUACAUCACCAUCACAACAUUCUUAUGACAGAGUACAAUGAAUUUGCCUAUAAAAAUGCAGCGGACACAGAAGGGAGGUGCAUAACAGAAUACAGAAGAAGGGAGAUGAGCUUAUGCUGUGUGUGUGUGUGUGUGUGUGUGUGUGUGUGUGUGUGUGUGUGUGUGUGUGUGUGUGUGUGUGUGUGUGUGUGUGUGUGUGUGUGUGUGUGUGUUUGCUGCAUGUGUGUGUGUGUGUGUGUGUGUUUGCUGCAUGAGUGUGUGUGUGUGUGUGUGUUUGCUGCAUGAGUGUGUGUGUGUGUGUGUUUGCUGCAUGAGUGAGUCACCGAGUCAUCGUCACACACGAGUAAAUCUGUAGGAUGUUUUUGUGUUGAGUGAUCUCAUAGGGGUUCAAACACAGCCAAUCAUAUACAAGACCAGAGACUGCUGCUUUUUCCGUUUUGUAGCAAGAUGGAAACAGUACACACAUAUUUACUGAUACAUGAAAUGCCCUUACAUUUAUUUUUAUAUUUUAAAUAUAUCCAUAUUCCUUAUUAUAAGAUAAAUGGAAUGUGUGUUGAUAUUUUCAAAUGGAAACACAAAGGACCCUUGUAGGAAAAAACCUUGUUAGACAAACAUCAAAAUUCAUUGAUUGAUCAUGUAGCCUAUGUGAUUUUUACACUAAGGUGCUUUAUCAGAAAAAAAUGACUGUGGCUUAAAAAAUGGCUGCAUGUCAUUUACAAAUAAAAAGUGCCAUGCAAAUGCCAUGGAAACUUCAAAUAAUAAUAAUUAAAAAUUAUAAGUCACAGUUAGCUGAACAAAACCUUUAUUAUCAUUUAUAUAUAUAUAUAUAUAUAUAUAUAUAUAUAUAUAUAUAUAUAUAUAUAUAUUUAUUUAUUUAUUUAUUUAUUUGUUUGUUUAUUAAUUGUGUCUGAUGCCAAAAGCAAACAUUUUAAAUUUUAUUUGAAUUUUAUUUUUAUGUAUAUCUAUCUACUAUAUGCUUGUGACCUCAUGUUAUGUUCAACAAAUUAUUUAUUCUUAAGUUGUAUAUUUUUUUGUAAAUAUCUGUAGUUUUGGUUUACAAAGAUUUGCUGUUUGUUUUUUUAUGAAAUUAGGAAAACAUCAGAACUGAGUUACUGUAAGGGUAUACAUCACCAGAGGAGCAUUAACAAAAUCCUCAAUACAUGCAAUUGCUAGCAAAUUUCCAAGGGUCUCUUAGAUUUCAUUUCUAGUUUUAUUAUUCAUGACAAUCUAAGAACCCCACUCAUAUAAAGAAAAAUAACGGGAUAAACUGGGAAUGCAAAGAUGGGGCAAGAUCCAAAUGUCUCUGAUCUCUCGUGUCUGUUGUGUCACAUGUUUGUGUUGCGCUGUAUUCCAGAAUCAAUGUUGUAUGUAUCAUGACCUGGUGGCUUUAUGGAUUUAUUAUGUGCUGUACACAACAGGUCUUGUGGGAGGACUUGUGUACAUGAACUUUUGAUCCCUGUAACAUAAGAAACUAAACUUGUCUGACAAAAGUAUAUUUCAUGAAAUAUAACUGUAAUAAUUUAA
This is a messenger RNA of Paramisgurnus dabryanus, 4454 nucleotides long. It is a transcript of the gene faxca, whose product is annotated as failed axon connections homolog, metaxin like GST domain containing a. NCBI's taxonomy places the organism in Eukaryota, Metazoa, Chordata, Actinopteri, Cypriniformes, Cobitidae. Gene Ontology annotation, cellular component: cytoplasm. The record is from RefSeq and is a predicted model, not a curated record.